Molecule: messenger RNA, 1143 nt
Organism: Hevea brasiliensis (rubber tree)
Lineage: Eukaryota; Viridiplantae; Streptophyta; Magnoliopsida; Malpighiales; Euphorbiaceae
Exons: 2
Coding region: 1-1143 (380 amino acids)
Source: RefSeq, a predicted model, not a curated record
AUGGAUAUCUUGGAUUUAUCAUUAUAUAUCUUCAGUGGAGUUAGAAUCAAUGGAGACAUUUCUAUUUUUUUUCAUCUAGGCAAAGGUAUUCGUCAAGGUGAUCCUAUAUUACCAUACCUUUUUCUUCUUGUAUCAGAUGCUUUAUCUAGAAUUUUGGAUCAUGCAGUUAAUGGGAAUGUUAUUUCGAGAUUUAAGAUCAAUAGAAGAUGUCUAACUUUGACCCAUUUGCUAUUUGCAGAUGACACAAUCCUUUUUGGAUGUGCCUUUAGGUCGGAAGCUCAGCAUCUUAAGAGGAGUUUGGAUGAUUAUAUUCAAUUCUCAAGGCAAUGUAUUAAUCUUCAAAAAUCAGAUAUUACUUUUAGUGGUAACAUGCCUGAUUCAGUGAAGCAAGGUGUGGAAUAUGUUCUCCAUAUACCUAAUUCUGGUAUGCUUUCCAAAUAUUUAGGUAGUCCUUUUUCUAGUGGUCGGUCAAAAUCUCAAGCACUGAAUUUUCUCAAGGAUAGCAUUAGAGCUAAGCUAUUUAGUUGGAAGGCUAAAUUUCUAACUAUGGCGGGGCUAGAAAUUCUCAUUAAGGUUGUCAUACAAGCCAUCCCAUCUUACAUCAUAUCAGUUUUCAACCUUCCCAAUGCUAAGCAAGCUCACAAGAUGUUAAAAAAUCCUGAUGCUCUUUGGGUUAAGGUGAUUAAAGGCAUCUAUUAUCCCUUCACGGACUUCAUGAGUGCUAAUCAAAGAUCUCAUCCAUUAUGGGGUUGGUCUAGUCUUAUCCAAGGAAGAGAAGUUAUCAGAGAUAGUUUGAGAUGGAAUGUCUCAUCUCCUUCAUUUCUUAAUGUGUGGGAGGAACCUUGGAUUCCAUCUCUCCUUGGUUUCAAAAUUGCAAGUCCUCGGCCAAGGGAUAGCCCUAUUGUUUACAUAGCUGAUUUAAUUGCAACAAGGAAUCAGUGGGAUAUUAACAUUCUUAGGGCUUUUUUUUCAAUUAUUGAAUGUCGGGAAAUUAUUAAAAUCCCCCUUAGAGGCUGUCAUAAAGAUCCUGCUAUGAUCUGGCAUCAUUCUCAUAUGGGCAUCCCUUCUGUCAAAGCUGUUUAUAAUAGACUCAAAUCCAAACAGCAAGAUCAUAUUUCAACAGCCCAGCCUUCCUCUUCCUGA